Molecule: messenger RNA, 858 nt
Organism: Brettanomyces nanus
Lineage: Eukaryota; Fungi; Ascomycota; Pichiomycetes; Pichiales; Pichiaceae
Gene: DPH5
Product: diphthine synthase
Exons: 1
Coding region: 1-858 (285 amino acids)
Biological process (GO): protein histidyl modification to diphthamide
Molecular function (GO): diphthine synthase activity
Source: RefSeq, a predicted model, not a curated record
AUGUUGUAUAUGAUUGGACUAGGCCUUGCGUAUUCCACAGAUAUUACUGUGAGAGGUUUGGAGGCAGUUAGAAAAUGUAAAAAGGUUUUCUUGGAAGGAUAUACUUCUAUUUUGAUGGCUGCUGAUAAAGAGUCUCUUGAACAACUUUAUGGUAAAGAAGUGAUCAUUGCUGACCGUGAACUGGUUGAAUCUGGAUCUGAAAAGAUUCUUGAAGAUGCCAAAGACGAUGAUGUGGCAUUUCUAGUGGUGGGAGAUGUGUUUGGUGCUACCACCCAUACAGACUUAGUCAUUAGAGCCAGGGAGUUGGGCGUGAAAGUUGAGUGUAUCCAUAAUGUGUCGGUGAUGAAUGCCGUUGGUGCUUGUGGGUUACAACUAUAUAAGUUUGGACAAGCCGUGUCCAUUGUUUUCUUCACGGAUAAUUGGAGACCGGAUUCUUUCUAUGAUAAGAUCAUGGAGAACAGAAAGAUUGGACUUCAUACCCUUCUUUUAUUGGAUAUUAAGGUAAAGGAACCAGAUUUCAAAGAGUUAAUGAAAGGUCAUUUAGUGUACGAACCUCCAAGAUAUAUGUCCGUGGCACAGUGCUGCCAAGAACUCCUCGAAGUUGAAGAGAAGAGAAAGCAGGGUGCAUAUACACCUGAUACUCCAUGUGUGUCUGUUUCCCGGUUAGGAGCUGCCGAUCAGGCCUUCAAUGCGGCCACUUUGAAGCAGCUAUCCGAGUAUGAUGCCGGUAAACCUCUUCAUUCCGUAAUCAUGUUGGGUCAUCAAGUUCAUGACCUCGAGUUAGAGUAUUUGCUGGAGUAUGCUAACGACAAAGAAGCCUUCAAGGCAGCCGUUAGAAAGGAUCAGGAGAAGAGGUGA